AUGGCUGCUGCGCCGGCUGGCGGCGCGCUGGAUGCGGCUGCCGAGCCGUGGAUGUACCUAGACCCUUACGACUCCCACUUGGACGCCCGAAUCGGCCGCGAUGGUCUUACAGUGGAGGCGCUGCACGAGGACGGGUUCCAGUACCUCUGGAAGGGGGUCCGAGCCAACUACGGGAUCACCAAGGGCGUGUACAUGUACGAGGUGAAGGUGCUCGAACACCCUGCUGUGAAGAUGCCCGACACGAAGCCUCAGAAUCAGAAUAUUCUGAGAGUGGGCUUCUCGCAGCCACUCACGUCGCUGUUCUUGGGCGACACCGCCGAAGGCUGGGGUUGGGGAGGUACAGGAAAGAAGUCGAACAACAAUAAUUUCAACGAUUACGGCAGCACGUUCACUUGCGGCGAUGUUCUCGGCUGUGUCGUGGACAUGGAGAUGGGUUCUAUAUCCUUUCUCAAGAACGGCGAGUUCAUGGGUGUAGCGUUCGACAACAUACCCGCUGCGGCGGGGACUACGGGCAUGUUCCCGCACAUUCUGUUGAAGAACGUCAAAUGUCAGCUGAAUUUCAGGCGCGAGAACAAGUGGUUCGACCCGCCGGGGCCCAUGGUGAAGUUCUUCGAGGAGGCCCCGGAGUCCUCGUGCGUCGCCAACCCUGUGGCCCACCCGAGGAGCCUUCAGGAGGCAGAGUUCAUCCAGCUGGUAGGUCUGCCUGCGUGCGGGAAGACCUACUGGGCCCAGAAGCACAUGGAGGCAAACCCCAUGAAGAAUUACGUGUUACUGGGGACAAACGCCGUCAUCGAUCAGAUGAAGGUCAUGAGCCUCACUCGCCAGCGAAACUACGCCGACCGAUGGCAGGAGCUCAUCUCCCAGGCGACCCCGAUCUUCAACAAACUGGUGGAGAUUGCUGGUAAAACCCCGCGCAACAUUAUUCUAGACCAGACCAACGUCUAUAAGAACGCGCGGAAACGGAAGGCCGCUGCCUUCCGGGAUUUCGGCAAGCGCAUAUGCGUCUGCAUCGUCAACGACGAGGAGACACUGGCGCAGCGGACGGACAAGCGCGAGCGCGAGGAGGGGAAGUUCGUGCCUGUGCAGGCCGUGAACGAGAUGAGGGCGAACUUCGUGGCCCCCGAGCUUGAGGACGGCUUCACCGAACUCGAGUGGCCGGAGCUGCCUGAGAGGGAAGCCAGGGAGAGGAUCCAGGCCAUCAAGGGCGGCGGCAAGAGCUGGCAGCAGAGGAACCCUGGUCAGCGCGGCCCCGAGCCGAAAACUCGCCUGGAGAAUCGGGACGCCGCCACCGUGGGCAAGAACGCCAAAGGAAAAGGUGGCUACGACUGGGACAAGCCGCGAGCCUGCUACCUGUCGCUCUCCACGCUCUCCCUCGUUGCCAUGCGUCGGGCGGCUCAGAAAGCCAUGGUCAAGCAGGCCCUUGGAAGUCAUGAGUACAGAGGCAGAGUCUUAAGACACGUUGCGGCUAGGUUCAGCACUGGGGACUUGUCGGUGCAUAUCCUGGGCGACUUUCCUCGGUGGGGGCCUGAGCGUGAGGUUGUGCUGAAGUGGACCAAGGAGUUCUUGGCAGGUCGAGCCCAUAUGGGCAUCUUUCAGCUCGCUCUCAAUGGAUUCCUUUUGGCGACGCAGGCGCGGCUCAUCGACGGCAUGCACGAAGAUCGUGCUCAGUUCCUACUUGACCAGAUCAAGGAUGUAACCAUCGCGAUAGAUGGGCGCAUUCCAGCGAGCGAAUGGGCCUCCUUAGACAAGGCCCUGCGUUUCGGGGGAAAGCCCCGCAAAAAGUCGUUGGCCUUCCCCUCCAUGUUAGAUGAAGAAGGGGUCCCAGCCACUACCCAUGAUCAGAUUGCUGAUAUCGCUCAGAGGUACUUUGGCCAGAUUGAGCUGGCAAGAAUGGUCGGUGACAGUGAGCCUGUCCAUGAAUACAACAAGUGCAGCCUGGACCAGGCCCACAGGCUUGAAGAUGCGCUCCUGGAUCUUGAAAUGACCCCCUUCCUGACGCCUGGGUUAGAGGCCGAACUUGCGUCUCGGGCCCCUCUGGAUGACGUUGGCAUGUCGCCACACUUGCUCCAGCUCGUGAGGGAAAGCCAGACGGGGAGUCUCUGGAGAGUGCGAGGGUCAUCGUGCUUCGCGCUCUCGGGCAGGGGCUGCAGGCCGGGCACGGUCCCAGCUACCGACGUUUUCAACACCCUCUUCGCUAGGCUGCAGACUAAGAUUGAAACCCAGCUGCAGGCUGCUGCAGCAGCCAAGCGGAUCUGGAAGGUGAAUGGAACCGUAGCCACCUGGAGACGCAAACUGAUGCAGCCGCUCACCAAGAUAGGCCUUGCGGAGAUCAUACAGCGAGAGUUGCGGCUACGGCGUAGCAACGACGACGUGCUGAUAUAUUCGCAGUCCAGCGACAUCAGUGGCUUGCCCCACUUGGCAGGUUCACAGGACCGUGUUGGCGCACUCGAUGCGGCCAACAGCCCUCCGGCAGGGGACUCUAACGCCCGCUCCGCCCGUUGA
Molecule: messenger RNA, 2502 nt
Organism: Prorocentrum cordatum
Lineage: Eukaryota; Dinophyceae; Prorocentrales; Prorocentraceae
Source: the annotation of a GenBank genome assembly